Molecule: messenger RNA, 1063 nt
Organism: Ctenocephalides felis (cat flea)
Lineage: Eukaryota; Metazoa; Arthropoda; Insecta; Siphonaptera; Pulicidae
Product: elongation of very long chain fatty acids protein 4-like
Exons: 7
Coding region: 167-1063 (298 amino acids)
Biological process (GO): fatty acid elongation, polyunsaturated fatty acid; fatty acid elongation, saturated fatty acid; fatty acid elongation, monounsaturated fatty acid
Cellular component (GO): endoplasmic reticulum membrane
Molecular function (GO): fatty acid elongase activity
Source: RefSeq, a predicted model, not a curated record
UUCGCAGUUUUUAUUUCAAAGGGGAUAAUAGAUUUUUUUUAUUUUGCGGCGCAAUUUUUACAUGUCGCCAUUGAGGACAAUUAUUUUGGCAGUGUGCAGUGUGUUUUUCUAAAUUUAUGUGCAAGUUAUAAUAUUUAAAGAAAAUAGUGUAGAAAACUUUUAAAGUAUGGCGGCAUUAAUUAAUUCAACGCAUACAAUGCUCAAUGAGGCGUACGAUUACUAUCUUUGGACACUGUCUUUUGCAGAUAAUAGGACAAAAGGAUGGCUUCUAGUAGACUCGCCGCUUCCAACCCUUUUCUAUACCAUGAUAUAUUUAUUCAUAGUAUGGAUAGGACCAAAAAUAAUGAAACACAGGCACGCAUUCAAACUGACGUGGGCCCUAGUGCCUUAUAACCUAGCCAUGGCCGUAUUGAAUGGUUAUAUCGCAAUCCAAUUGUUCACUGCCGCUACCAGGCUGAAAUACAGCUACGUUUGCGAACCUUGCAGGCAGAACGAUGAACAUCCAGACGAAUUGCAGAUUGCAAAUGCUGUUUGGUGGUAUUAUUUUUCAAAAUUAUUAGAAUUCUGUGAUACAUUUUUCUUCAUUUUGAGAAAGAAAGAUGAACAGCUGACUUUCCUUCAUGUGUACCAUCAUAGUACCAUGUUUUCUUUGUGGUGGAUCGGUAUUAAAUGGGUGCCGAGUGGGUCAACAUUCCUACCAGCAAUGGUCAACAGUUUCAUUCACGUUCUGAUGUAUUCCUACUAUGGUCUGUCUGCCCUCGGACCACAAGUUGCCAAAUAUCUUUGGUGGAAGAAAUACUUGACAAUCAUGCAAUUGAUCCAGUUCACUAGCGCUUUAAUUUUGGGUAUCAAUGGCAUUCGUACAGGCUGUGAAUUCCCCUUAUGGAUGCAUUACGCUUUAGUUUCCUACAUGAUUUCCUUCAUAAUACUUUUCGGCAAUUUCUACGUCAAGGCAUACAUCGAAAAGGGAAAACGAGACAGAAAAACAGCAAACGGAGUGAAAGCAGUCGGCAACGGCACGGCAAAGAAAGAGUCAAACGGAUACCACAAAAAGAUUCACUAA